Messenger RNA from Colletotrichum higginsianum IMI 349063, 666 nucleotides. RefSeq names its product Dihydrofolate reductase. Bases 1 to 666 code for a protein of 221 amino acids. Lineage: Eukaryota; Fungi; Ascomycota; Sordariomycetes; Glomerellales; Glomerellaceae. The transcript has 2 exons. Gene Ontology annotation, molecular function: dihydrofolate reductase activity; NADP binding. Gene Ontology annotation, biological process: glycine biosynthetic process; folic acid metabolic process; dihydrofolate metabolic process. Gene Ontology annotation, cellular component: mitochondrion. The record is from RefSeq and is a predicted model, not a curated record.
AUGAGCCAUGAACUCACGCUCAUCGUCGCGGCGACGCGCAACAUGGGCAUCGGCGCUAAGGGUGGUCUCCCCUGGACGGGCCUAAGGAAAGAAAUGGCCUACUUUGCUCGCGUAACGAAGAGGCUUCCACCACAGGCCCCUUCGGACGCCCGAAACGCCGUGAUCAUGGGCCGCAAGACCUGGGAGAGCAUCCCGCCCAAGUUCCGGCCCCUCAAGGGCCGUCUCAAUAUUGUUAUCAGCCGCGCUCACCCGGUCUUGGACCUCUCCUCCUCCUCUUCCGCGGCAGCUACGCCGGACCUCGACAGCGAGCCUGUCAAGGUCGGGUCACUGGAGCAGGCGCUCACGUACCUGCGCGGCGACGGCGUCGCCGGCCGACUGGGCAAGGUGUUCGUCAUCGGCGGCGCGCAAAUCUACGGCGCCGCUCUCCAGCUGCCCGAGGUGAAGAGGGUUCUGUUGACCAAGGUGCUUGGGGAGUUUGAGUGCGACGCGUUCUUCCCGCUGAGGCUGAGGGACGAAGGGGAGAAUGGGGAGGAGGACUCGGCGGCACAGGGGUGGAAGAAGGUCGAGAAGACCGGGCUGGAUGCAUGGGUCGGGGAGGAGGUCGAGGGCGGGGAGAUCGAGGAGAACGGGACGAGGUACGAGUUCCAGAUGUGGGAAAAGGUUUGA